Andrographis paniculata is the source of this 1576-nucleotide messenger RNA. Its product is annotated as plant intracellular Ras-group-related LRR protein 6-like. Lineage: Eukaryota; Viridiplantae; Streptophyta; Magnoliopsida; Lamiales; Acanthaceae. The record is from RefSeq and is a predicted model, not a curated record. The transcript has 3 exons. The coding region runs from base 194 to 1357 and encodes 387 amino acids. Gene Ontology annotation, molecular function: protein binding.
UACGUACCCUACGGAAAUUGUACUUUGUCAUUCGUCACCAACUCCCAGCCGUACACAUGCAUACACAUAUACAUACACAUAUCUGCAUUCUCUACAGUUGCUAUUUCGUCCGGUUCUUUCUUUUUCUUUCUUCUCUCUCUCUCUCUCUCUAUAUUAAUUUGCAGACGAAUUGAAGAGUUGAAUUGAAGAUCAUAUGAUCGAUAUGUACGUAUACGAUGAGCAGCAAUUGAUCUCCAGCAGGGCGAUGAUGAUGGAGGUCGGGAAGACGAAUAUGGAAUUGAUCAGGAGGAAGACGACGACGACCACCAAUAUGAAUAUUAGCAGCAGCAGCAGCCGCCAUGGAAGAAUUAGAAGAAGAAGAUCAAUGGAGGUGGAGAAGGAUGUCAACGACGACGACUUCCAGAUGUCUGAAGUAGUCGACCUUAGUGGGUUGUCCAUGGAUGCUCUCCCUAAUCCUCUUCUCAAUCUCACCUCCAUCUGUAAAUUAGACCUCUCCAAUAACAAUCUCCAGAGCAUUCCGGAGUCACUGACGGCGAGGCUCCUGAACUUGACGGCGUUAGAUGCAAGAUCCAACCAGCUAAAAUCCCUCCCUAAUUCCAUAGGAUGCUUGUCCAAGCUCAAGUUCCUCAAUGUAUCAGCCAAUCUUCUUACACAUCUCCCCACAACCAUCGAAAAUUGCAGAUCUCUGGAAGAGGUGAAUGCAAACUUCAACGAGCUAAGCCAAUUACCAGACACCAUGGGAUUCGAGCUCCACAACCUUAAAAAGCUGUCGGUGAACUCCAACAAGCUGGCCUUCCUUCCCCGAUCGACCUCCCACCUGACCAACCUACGAGUCCUCGACGCCCGCCUCAACUGCCUCCGGUCCCUCCCCGACGACCUGGAAAACCUAGUCAACCUUAAAAUCCUGAACGUGAGCCAGAACUUCCACCACCUCGACACGCUCCCCUACUCCCUGGGCCUCCUCAUGUCCCUCGUCGACCUCGACGUCAGCUACAACAGAAUCGCCGCCCUGCCGGACUCCCUCGGCUGUCUCACCAACCUCCAGAAGCUCAGCGUCGAGGGGAACCCCCUCGUCUCCCCCCCGCCGGAGGUCAUCGAGCAGGGCCUGCCGGCGGUGAAGGACUACCUCUGCAGCAACAUUAAUGGGACCCACCGGAAAAGCUCUCCCCGGAAAAAAUCGUGGUUCGGAAUCGGGAAAUUGACCAAAUGUGGGACCUUUAAUGGCUCCACCCUGUCCAGGGAUCGUGACUACUUCGCCGACGGCCAUGGCCGGUCGCCGUCGCCGUCGCCGGGGAGAUAUAUCGGGAUGUUUUCGCCUAAACGGCUCUUCUCGCCCAAGUCCUACUUGUCGAAAUAAACUGACAUACGAUCCUAUGUAUGUAUGUAUGUAGAUGUUAAUUUGCGAGGUCGAAUUCAAUUGAAGGAUUGGAUUGGAUUGGAUUGGUAGUUUUUGCAGGAUGGUUUUAAUUUAUGAAUUAUGUAUGUUUUAGGUUAGUUAGAUGUAAAUGUUGAAUGUUAGUUGGUCUGUCUGUAAAAUUAUAUUGUUUCUUCAGUUCUUGUAUUGACUGCUGCUUGA